This is a messenger RNA of Lachancea nothofagi CBS 11611, 4368 nucleotides long. Lineage: Eukaryota; Fungi; Ascomycota; Saccharomycetes; Saccharomycetales; Saccharomycetaceae. The record is from the annotation of a GenBank genome assembly.
AUGUCUAGUGAAGCUGUCAAACCGACAGAGGAUCCGGUCGUGGAUGAUAAUAUUGAGGGUGGAAAAGCACCCAGCGAUGAAGAAGAAGGUGAAGAUGUAUUUGAUUCUUCGGAAGAGGACGAGGACCUGGAUGAAGACGAAGAAGAAGCCAAGAAAGUGCGUGAGGGUUUUAUUGUAGACGAUGACGAAGAAGGACGCGCUGCCGUUGGCAGAAGAAGAAGCAAGAAACACAAGAGACGGGCAAGAGAAGACGAAGAUGACAAACUCUCUGAGGACGACUUGGACCUCUUGAUGGAGAAUGCAGGUGUCAAACGACCUACUAGCCCAGACUCGAAUAAGGUCAAAUUAAAACGCUUGAAACGUGCAGGCGACAAUGGUGAAGAAGAACCGAGUGAUACCACAUCCAAGGCCGCAACGGCUACCUCCAGAUUUGAUGAUUUCUUUUCUGAUGAUGAAGACGAGCAACCAGAGGGAGGAUUACCCCCUACUGGUGGUGAAGGAGUAGCACCUGGCGCAAGAAAUGCAGAGCUUGGGACAAUCGACGAACUUGACGAUUUCAUCGAAGAAGAUGAGUUUUCGGAUGAAGAUGAGGAAAGCCGUCAGCAAAGGCUUCAAGAGCGCAAGAUGCUACGAGAACAACGAAUGAACCAGCCAGUCCAAAUAACAGGCCUUUCAUCUGAGAAGAUUGACGAGAUGUAUGAUAUUUUCGGUGACGGGCAUGAUUACGAUUGGGCCUUAGAAGUUGAAAAUGAGGACUUAGAACAAGCCGAAACUGGUGAAGGUGCAGACGGAACAGAUGAUUUCGAUGCAGAGGGUUUGAAUGGAGAAAUUAAGAAACCAAAAAUCACUUUGCAAGAUAUCUACGAUCUUCAGGAUUUGAAGAAGAAUCUGAUGACUGAAGAAGAUAUGGUUAUCAGGAGAUCAGAUGUCCCAGAGAGAUACCAAGAGUUGAGAGUAGGUUUGAAAAACUACGGCCAACUGAGCGCAGAAGAUCAAGAACUAGAGAAAAAUUGGAUCAGUGAUAGGCUCUGCGUGGACAAAAAUUUCGAGCCUGAAUACGACCUCACGGAAUUUAAAGAAGCAGUUGGAAAUGCAAUCAGAUUCGUGAGCAAGGACAAUUUGGAAGUUCCCUUCAUUUAUGCGUAUCGUCGUAACUACAUCUCCUCCAAAGAAAAAGACGGCUUUGUAUUAAAUGAAGAUGACCUGUGGGAGAUUGUUUAUAUGGACUCUGAGUUUCACAGCAUCAUUUACAAAAGAGAUUACGUCAAAAAGUUUUAUGAGCAAUUAGGACUUCGAGACGCUAUUGUCGACGAGUAUUUCAAAAGUGAAGCCUCUCCGAUGACAGAGUUGAACUCGCUACAAGACAUUUACAAUUACUUGGAAUUUAAAUUCGCACAUGAAAUUAAUGAAGCCUUACUAAGUCAAAACAAUGGUUCAACUAAAAAACACCUGAAAAACUCAAGUUACGAAAAGUUCAAAUCUAGUUCUUUGUACAAAGCCGUCAAAGACAUUGGUAUUACAUCUGAUGAGGUUGGAGAGAACAUUCACUCCGAGCACCAGAUUCACCCAGUGGUUGAUCAUCCUGAGCUCAAACCAAAGGACGUGAUUGAGAAUCUUUUAGCAGAAUCGGGCGCUGAUCUACAGAUUUUUAGCUCGAAUCAUAAGCUGGCCUUGGAGACUGUACAAAAAUACUAUUCUUUGGAGAUAGCUAAUAACCCAAAGGUGAGAGAGAAGGUCAGGACAGAUUUUUACAAAUACUACAUUGCUGAUGUCGUUUUGUCGAUUAAAGGUAAAAAAGAAAUCCAGCGAGGUUCACCCUAUGAAGAUAUCAAGUAUGCAAUUAACAGAACACCUGCUAAUUUCAGAAAGGAGCCUGAGGUAUUUUUGAGGAUGUUAGAAGCUGAAUCGCUGCAUUUGAUGACAAUUAAGAUUUAUAUGUCCUCUCAAGCUCAGUAUUGCGAUCAUUUGUUUCAAACUGCGCUUGACACCACCAACACUUCUGAAAUCGCCACUGAGUGGAACAAUUUUCGGAGGACAGCUUUCUUUGCUGCCCUUGAUAAGAUCUUCUUGGAGAUUAGCCAGGAAAUCAAAGAUGAUUUGAGAAAAACCUGCCAAAAGCUAGUAUCCAAGAGCGUACGUCACAAGUUUAUGACUAAGCUUGAUCAAGCUCCUUAUAUUCCUAACCCACGAGACCCCAAAAUCCCAAGAGUACUGGCGAUAACUUGUGGUGAAGGCCGCUUCGGUGCCGACGCAAUCAUUGCCGUAUACGUGAACAGAAAAUCUGACUACGUUCGGGACUACAAAAUUGUUGACAAUCCGUUUGACAGAAACAAUCCGGAAAAAUUUGAGGAGACUUUGGAUAAUAUAAUACAGGCAUGUCAACCAAAUGCUAUCGGUAUCAAUGGACCCAACCCAAAAACACAACGACUAGCUCGGAAAAUUCAAGAAGUAAUCCAAAAGAAGCAAAUUGUUGACAACAGAGGUCAUAACAUCCCAGUGAUCUACGUUGAGGAUGAGCUCGCCACCCGUUAUCAAACUUCUGAGAGGGGUAUACAAGAAUUCCCCAACAAACCUUCUCUUGUAAAAUACUGUAUUGCUUUGGCCAGAUAUAUGCAUUCGCCUUUGCUGGAGUAUGUCAACUUAUCUCCAGACGAGCUCAUGUCUCUGUCGAUUCACCCUAAUCAAUCUCUUUUAACAAGAGAUAACUUUAUGAAGGCUUUAGAAACUUCCUUCGUUGAUUUGGUGAAUUUGGUGGGUAUCGAAGUGAACAAGGCUACAGACAACGGCUACUACGCUCGGUGCUUGCAAUAUAUUUCAGGCCUCGGAAAGCGUAAGGCAACUGACUUCUUAGAAUCUCUGCAGAGAUUAAACGAGCCAUUGCUAGCACGUCAGCAGUUGAUUACCCACAACAUUUUGCACAAAACAAUUUUCAUGAAUUCUGCUGGGUUCCUUUACAUUUCAUGGAACCAAAAGAAUCAAAGAUAUGAGGAUCUAGAGCAUGAUCAGCUGGACAGUACCAGAAUCCAUCCAGAAGACUACCAUUUGGCUACCAAAGUGGCGGCAGAUGCAUUAGAGUAUGAUCCCGACGCCAUUGCCGAGAAAGAGGAACAGGGAUCGAUGAGCGAGUUCAUUGAGAUAUUGAGAGAAGACCCUGAUUGUAAGACCAAACUGGAAUCUCUUAACUUAGAAGCUUAUGCGGAGGAGCUUGAGAAAAACUCGGGUCAAAAGAAGCUGAACAAUUUAAACACCAUCGUGCUGGAGUUAUUGAACGGUUUCGAAGAAUUGAGAAAUGAUUUUCACCCCUUAAAUGCUGAAGAGGUAUUCACAGCGCUUACUGGUGAAUCGGAUAAAACAUUUUUCAAGGGCUGUAUCGUUCCAGUCAAGGUUGAACGCUUCAGACAUAGUGAUAUCAUUUGCGCUACAAACUCUUUGGUGGAAUGUAUCGUAAAUUCGCAACGUCAUUUGGGCGCUCAAUUGAAAAGACAAGCAUCGGAACUUUAUGAAAUCGGAAUGACAUACCCUGCCAAAGUGAUAUUCAUCGAUUACGAGAACAUUAGUGCAGAAAUAUCCUUCUUGGAGCACGAUGUGAAGCACCAGUAUGUUCCAGUUCAUUACAGUAAAGAUCCGUCUAUUUGGGAUUUGAAGCAAGAACUGGAAGACUCGGAGGAAGAAAAGCAGAUUGCGAUGCGCGAAGCUCGUGCCAAACGGACGCACAGAGUUAUCAACCAUCCAUACUAUUUCCCCUUCAACGGCGCCCAGGCUGAAGACUAUCUAAGAAGUAAAGAACGUGGUGAUUUCGUGAUAAGACAGUCCUCGCAAGGUGACGAUCAUUUGUCGAUUACGUGGAAGCUAGACAAGGAUCUCUUCCAGCACGUGGAUAUUGUGGAACAAGAGAAAGAGAAUCCGUUGGCGCUGGGAAGAGUCCUACUGGUAGAGGGACAGGUGUAUCACGACUUGGACCAAAUCGUGGUGGAAUACUUGCAAAACAAAGUCAGGCUUUUGAAUGAAAUCACCUCGAAUGAGAAAUUCAAGAAGGGCACCAAGAGAGAAGUCACCAAGUUUAUCGAGGACUACUCGAAAGUGAACCCCAACAGGUCGGUGUACUAUUUCAGUUUCAACUACGAGCACCCAGGCUGGUUCUACCUGAUGUUCAAAAUCAACGCCCAAAGCAAGCUCUACACCUGGAACGUGAGACUCGCGCACACCGGCUUCGUUCUGGUCAACUACAAUUACCCAACCGUCAUCCAGCUGUGCAACGGGUUCAAAACCCUGCUGAAGACCAGCAACAGAAACCAACGGCCGGGCACCGCUGCGGGCAGUGCUCCAGCGGCCACCGCGGGCGCUGCUGGUGGUUACUACGGGUACUAA